AUGAGGGAACAGAGGAGGGACGACAGCAUUGUCAUUCUACCUGCUGACAAGGGACGAUCAACCGUCGUGAUGAAUAGAGAAGACUAUAAUGAAAAGGCUAAAGCCCUUCUUGAUGACAGAGAAUUUUACAGACCAGCACAGAAGUCACAAGCCAAAGCAGUGGCAGAUCGGCUGAGUAAAAUCCUUAGAGAAUACCAACAUAAAAAUGUUAUCACGGAGAAUGAAUGGCACCAAAUUGGGGCAACUGACACCGCUCUAGCCCGAUUCUAUGGUCUGCCAAAAAUCCAUAAAGCAAAUGUCUCACUUCGGCCAAUCGUUGCCCUAAAAGGCAGCCCCACCUACAAUUUGGCAAAGUGGAUUUACUCAAAACUGAAGUUCCUCCAAGGCAAUUCGACUACCUCAGUUCGAUCAGCCUCUCAAUUCCUCGUAGACCUCCGAGGUCGGAGAAUUCAAUCGGACGAACUCAUGUUCUCCUUCGAUGCGACGUCGCUAUUCACAUCCAUUCCACCAAACGUGGCCCGCGAAGUCUUGCGCAAGGGACUUGAAGAGGCGUCCGAUGAGACUCAGAAUGCCCUCAAAUUUGAACACCUCAUGAGGCUGUUUGAAUUCUGCCAACAAACUUUCAUCACUUUUGCCGAAGAGACCUAUGAACAAAUCAAGGGAACUCCAAUAGGCUCACCGGUCUCCGGUUUGGUGGCAGAAUUGGUCCUACAGGAGUUAGAAAAGAUUGCCUUCCUCCAACAUGAACCGGUGUUUUGGCGCCGUUACGUUGACGACACGUUCGUCAUCGUAAAGAAGGACAUGCUGUAA
Molecule: messenger RNA, 810 nt
Organism: Spirometra erinaceieuropaei
Lineage: Eukaryota; Metazoa; Platyhelminthes; Cestoda; Diphyllobothriidea; Diphyllobothriidae
Source: the annotation of a GenBank genome assembly